GCAUGCGCAGUUUCCCUCCAUAGGCCCAUUAUCUCCGCUAACCGUAGGCUACAGUAACAUCUUCGACCCACUUGCGCCCCCUUUACAUUAUUUGCAGGAGUAGUUGGUGCUGGUGUUUUCCCUCCAUAAAAAGUGUAGCUAUAUAAGUAGUGGACAUAUAGGCCCACUCUUCAGAAUGGAUUCUGAUAUACUGAAGAUAGAGGAAAUCGUGAUGGGAGGUGGGGAGACUGCUGCCCCUGCUGACGUGAACGCUGAGAAAGCGGGGAAGCCCUACACCACAAUCAUCAUCCAGGAUCCUCCUGCAGCCCCUGUCAUUCAGUCCUACCAGCAUGAGAGCUUGCAGUGUUUCCAGUGUUUUAUAACCUUCUGUAAUUCUAAAGCCAAGGAGAGACAUAUGAAGAAGAGUCACCGUGAAGAAUACAAACAGCAACUGCAGCAGUGUGACACACUCUUCACCUGUUAUGUGUGUGAUCGCACAUUUCCAUCCUCUGAGGAACUGACACGGCAUCAGUCUACUCACAACAAGGAAGACAAGCCCUUCAAGUGUGCACACUGCAGAGAGAGCUUCCGUACAUUCUCAGAGUUGACCACACACCGGCGGCAGGUGUGUCCUGAGCGUCAGUUUGUGUGUAAAGAAUGCAACGAGACAUUCCGGAGCCCAGCACUUCUCCGUACCCACCGUCUGGCCCAGCACCCCGCGCGCCCAGAUGGAGACGACACUGACAACCCCAGCAAAACCCACCGCUGUGGCAAAUGUGGAAGGGGAUUUGAAGAGGAGUCUGAGCUGCUGCAUCAUCAAGAAAACCAUGCGGCAAACCAGCACUGCAAUGGUAGUGGCCCUGUCAAGAGGCGUGGCCGGCCUCCCAAAGCAGAAACAAGCUCAGCAACUGUAGAGAAGAAACAAAAACAGGGCAAAAGUGAAGAAAAUGAAAUGGCAGAGAAGUCAGAGGACAUGCCCCCAGCACCACCAGCUGCUGAGGCAAAACCUAAAACAGGGGGAAGGAGAGGACGGCCACCAAAAUCUGCUUCGCAGGAUCCCAAAGCUGACGAAGAUAAAUCUGACAGCAAGAAAACAAAGGCUGCUUCUCCGACAGCUCGCCAGAUCCCAUGCCCAGAGUGUGACCUUGUUUUCUCUGCACCAGCUCAGCUCCGGGUGCAUAAGAAAGAGAAGCACACACAGCGCAAGGCACAUCCAUGCCAAGAAUGCGAGGAGAGCUUUAACCGUGCUGAGCAGCUGGAGGCCCACAUGGCCCGUGCACACAAGGCUGGCCGUUACUCCUGCUCAACAUGUGGCAAGAGCUUUGGCCGAGAGAGCAACCUUAAAGCCCACCAACAGAGCCAUGGGAAGGAGGAUGAGAAGUCUGCUGGGGGUGGCAAGAGAUAAGCUGAGCAUGAGAGAGGAAUGAGGCUUUGACACAAAGGGGUUAGGGUUUCAAGAUUAUUAAAGCAGACUUUAGUGGAAGAAGACGAGAAAAACAUGUUUUUGUUUAUAGGUUGGAGACAGGCUUGAGAUGCUUUGAGUGGGUGAGACUCUUUAGAGUUUUUCGUGGAAACUGGAAACCCAAAAGUCCCAUAUGGCUUCCUCAUUUCAUUCUGACAUAUUUUUAUAGCUGUGGCGUAGUAUAUGGUUUGGGCCACAAUUUAAAAUGUAUAGCAUAAUCAAACCCAUGUCUCUCAUAUGCCAGAAUUGUAGGGGCAUGAACCUGAUUUAAAAAAAAAAAAAAAAAAAAAAAAAAGCCCACUCAUAGUGAAAGGCUUUGCAUUUGGCUUUUAUUCAAAUAUUUUAAUGUAAUUUUUAUAAAUAUCAUGAGUGAGUUGUUUUUACAUUUAUUUUUUAGAAGUUUGGGAAGGAAGGUAUGCCUAAGUGGAAUUAGUGUUUUCUAAUGGCAAGCAUCAGUUAGCGAAUUAGCAGAUUAUUUAAUUUCAUGUUGCACCACAAGGUGUUAACUUUUAACUUUGUUACCUGUGACUAGAGAUUCAGAGCUGAGAUAAGAGAUGAUUUCCCAUGUUACCACAUUUUGUUUUAUAAAAAUUUCUAAUUUUAUUUGUUUAUAAUCUGUGGCUCCUAAUCAUGAAGAUGCAGAAAAAUGACAUGUACAGAACCUGUUGCUAUGUAGAAGUGAAUUCAGUCUUUUUCCAGCUACUUGUUUUGAGAAGAGAUACCUGGUCUAACACUUACAUGAGCUAACUUUUUAAUGGUGCACAUGUACUCUGUAAGUCAUUAAAACUUUAACCAGCAAUUGUAUUACUAUGACUACUUGAUAGGGAUUGUUCAAUGUGAACUUUAUACCUCUCAUUUUAUCAUAGUAAUGCAGAUAAAUUUUUAAACUCUUAAAUGCAGCUAUAUGAUGCACAGAAUAGGUUUAAUUGUUCUAAUUUGAGCAAUUAAUCAGAAGAGUUAGCUCAGGUCUGUCAUCAGUGUUAUUAAGCAAGUAAAAAUGUUUCAUCUGACAUCUGUAAAUUAAUACAUACACAGUGGCCCAUGUUUUGAUGAUUUUUUUUUUUAUUUUUUAAAAUUUUUUUUUUUUUUUUGAACUGUUAGUAAUGCACAAACUUUGACCACUGUAGCCCUCUGGAAAAGAUGUGUCCUGCUAUGUCUUUAGUGUAAUUUUCCCCUUGUUGCCUAAAUGGUUUAAAAUUAAAGAAGACCACCUUAAGGAGCUGC
This is a messenger RNA of Pangasianodon hypophthalmus (striped catfish), 2665 nucleotides long. Its product is annotated as zinc finger protein 84-like. Bases 176 to 1384 code for a protein of 402 amino acids. The transcript is spliced from 5 exons. The record is from RefSeq and is a predicted model, not a curated record. Gene Ontology annotation, molecular function: DNA binding. NCBI's taxonomy places the organism in Eukaryota, Metazoa, Chordata, Actinopteri, Siluriformes, Pangasiidae.